Oryza sativa Japonica Group (Japanese rice) is the source of this 1379-nucleotide messenger RNA. RefSeq lists its product as uncharacterized. Gene Ontology annotation, molecular function: nucleic acid binding. The record is from RefSeq and is a predicted model, not a curated record. NCBI's taxonomy places the organism in Eukaryota, Viridiplantae, Streptophyta, Magnoliopsida, Poales, Poaceae.
CCUCCUUCUCCAUUUCUAUCCAGUGCUUCAAAUCUAGCAAUCCUUCUUUUCUCCCUUCCUUGAUCCUUCCCCACCUGCCAUGGCCUCAGAUCCGGUGAUAAUACGUGAUAUUUUUUACCGUUUGGUCUUGUUUCUUCAGCUUGAUACUUCCAUUUCCAUGGAGAUAACCGCGUUUUGGUUGUGGCUCGAGGGAAAUUAUGACCAUACUGAUUAUCUUGAGCGCAUAGACUCAUUUGAUGAUGAUCACUUUCAGGCAAUUGCUUUUGUGGCCAAAAGUUUUGUCGAAACCCUAAAUCUAGACCACUGUGAUUUAAGCAAUACAAGAAGUCCCUUUCAACAAGAAGCAAUUGAAGGAAUUGCUUUCUAUCUCAACAAUGUUUGCUACAAGGCCUUAAAAGAUCUUCAUGGACACGAAGAGACGGAGGAGUUUCCAGAUCAGAUAUGUCGAGACAAUGAAGGAAACUUGAAUGAUCAAGUUCCUUUGAGCACGGACGAUCUUCUAUCCAAGAUCAAAUCUCUGUAUGCAAACAAUCAAGAAAAUCAUGGAGAAAGCUCUAGUUAUAGAAGCAUCCAGUAUCCAAGAAACCAUAUCCUCCAAGAUACAAAAGUGGCAAUAGACGAGUAUGCAUCAUCUUUGUGUUUGGUGUCAUUCUUGGAUAACCUGAGUUUAAGGGAGAAGCAUAGUGAUCCAGUAAUACAACAACCUUCUGAUGUUCCAAAUGAUGAAAGAACUUUAUUUGUGACUUUCUCCAAUGGCUACCCGUUGUCAAAAGAUGAACUAUACGAUUUCUUCAUGAGGCACUACGGAGAUAUUGAAGAUAUAACCAUAGAAGAGCCACCUGAACCUAGGCCACCACUCUUUGCACAAGUCACGUUUUACUCGCAAUUGACACUGCUCCGUGUCCUUGAUGGCAACAAGAGAGUCAAAUUCAUGACAAGAGGGAAGCAUCUGUGGGCUCGACAAUUUGUGCCAAAGAAAAAGAAGUCAAAGAAUGAUGAGGCAAACCUGAUUGACUAAGUACUGGAGUACUUAUGUUUUAAGCAUAUUGGUUGGAACAAACUCUGCACUUCUAAAACUUAUUAUCAUCCUUAUGGAUCUUGUUACCCUGUUGUAACCAUACCUUUAUGGUCAUGGUCCUGAACUUCUAUUUUGUAUUGUCAUAACAACUUAAAUUUGUACUUGCCUUUAGAACAUUUUGUUUGGAAUCAUAAUUACCAUGUGGUUGCUAUUUUGUGAUGGUGUUUAGUUGAUGUAGAAAAUCUAGUAACCUGUGAUGAUUUCUUAAAGAAAUAUGGUAAGUUUCUAAUUUCAAGUAGUUCCCACUACUUGGAAAAUAGGGAGGAUGGCCAUAGAUCACCUUUAAUAUUUGCCAUAUCAA